AUGGAAGAAAUGGAUCAACUUAUUAGUAGAUACUCUCUGACAGAGUUCCUUCCAGCAGUAAAUCAGUUGAAACUUCAGUACUCUAUGAUUCAAGAGCAGAUCGAGCUUUACCGUAAUCAGCUCCAGCGAUACAAAGGCACUGAUCAACAGUUUAUCGUUGGCAGGAAAAGAGAACAACUCGCAGAUAUGAUACACGAGGAAGAAAUGGUAAUCGAAAAUGAAAUCACGUCGUUUCAGAAUACAAUAAGCACAUAUCAGUCUAAGCUGGAAUCAUUGCAGCAGGAGGAAAAGCUCCUCUUAAAAGAGUUGGAGGACAUGCAAUCUGUGGUUCUGCAGUAUCGGGAACUCCAAGAGCAUAACACCCAGCUUGAGAGUUUGAUUACUGAAGAAAGAGCGGAGCUCGACCGGCUGAAGAAAUCAGUGGCAGAUGGACUUUUAGAAGACGAAGAAAAUGAACUCUCUAUAAAGCGCCGCGAAUUAGAUCAGAGCGAGCAAGAGGAAGCUGCCUUGCUAGUCGAAUUAGAAUCAUUGCUUAAAGGAAUGGAGUCGUCUCUCUCCCUGAGCGUCUCUACCCAUGGAAGUGAGAGCUUGGACCUCGAGCAAACAGAGAAGAAGAUUGAUCAUCGACAGGAGAUCUUACAUCAUCUUUGUAAAUGUUUCGUGAGAGAAGGAAAAGCAGGUGUCAACGAAGCGGCUUGUGCUCUUGACAUCAUCUUCUCUCAUGAGAAUUCAGUAUCUCUAAGCACACUAAAGAGCGAAAUGAGGUCAGUCAUUUCAGAUAAGGGGAAGACAAUUUACGGUCUUGUUGGCGAUCAAAUCAUUAUGAUCGAUAGAAAGACUAAAGAUCCCUGUGUGUCUUGCUUAUUAUAG
Molecule: messenger RNA, 870 nt
Organism: Blastocystis hominis
Lineage: Eukaryota; Bigyra; Opalinata; Blastocystidae
Exons: 6
Coding region: 1-870 (289 amino acids)
Source: RefSeq, a predicted model, not a curated record